AUGCCUGACAUCCUCGAUAUUUUGGGCUUCGUGCUCUCGAUCAUAUCCUUCGUGGGCCUCCACCAAUUGAAGGAGCUCGUCGCACGUCGUCUCCCCCCACGUCGUCUACAAGCCAUCCAGACCGAGCUCGCUCAGCUGUGCCAGCUCUUGGAGCGUAUUGAGCGUAUCGGGCACCCUGACGAGCAAGAUGUGAUACGCCGAUUGCGACGCCGUUUGGAAGAGCUAGACGCGCGCAUCACACAUACGUGGCUAGAUGUCGACAAGUGGAAGGCCAAGGGAGUCGUGCGACGAUGCGAGCACUGGGCCGAGCGCGUCGAGCUCUCGCGCCGCUGCAGUGCUCUCAGCCGCGACAUCGAAGAGUUGCGUGCACAUCUCCACCUGCUGCCGCCCCCGCGCCCCCACAUCCUCGAUCACGCACCCGAUGCGCAUGCUCCUACCUCCGAAGUAUCUUCUUGCGUGCCCGUCAACUGCGAACCCUCUCCAGCCGCCUUCUCAGUCUCCUCCACCGUAGCCUCUUCCCCGGAGACAGCCCCCCCUUUACCCGAUACGCCUCCGCCCACGCUACCUACCUUGACUCCGCCGACCUCUGUCGAAGCCGCCGGGCCCAGUGGCAAUCGCGACCAUGACGAUGGUCACGACCGGCAGCCUACUGCGUCGCAGGAGCUGCACAAGCCCACAGCCACGCAGAGCUGGGUCCCGGACGGCCAUGACCAACACACAUCGGCGGUGGAUCCAUUCAAGUCGGGAGAUAACCGCAAGAAGUCGCGUGUUCGACGUCCCCGCGUAGCCUUGCAUGAAACACAGCACCAUGUCCACAGUUGCAAUUCUGUUUCCAAAGAGGAGGACAAUCUAUCCGGAGGCUUGACGGCAGAAGGUCUGAUACGGAAGAUGCUAACUGAAAAUGGCUUGGUUGAGUGUAAACAAAGCGAUAUCAUUUACGGGAAACUAGACGUCUGUGCCCGUGCUACGCACGGGCUCCCCUUGUGA
Molecule: messenger RNA, 987 nt
Organism: Trametes versicolor FP-101664 SS1
Lineage: Eukaryota; Fungi; Basidiomycota; Agaricomycetes; Polyporales; Polyporaceae
Exons: 2
Coding region: 1-987 (328 amino acids)
Source: RefSeq, a predicted model, not a curated record